UUGUUUAAAAUACGUUGGUUUUGAGUGAUGUGUCCUUAAUAACUGGUCAUUUUUGUUGUUUCAUUUCACAUUUUGUUCAUUCUCUGCAGUAUGGCGAAACGCAAAAGCAAAGGCCAGUAACAACUUAAUCAACACUCACUUUGUAGACGGUGGAUUCAUCAUUUCCUUUGCUUUUGACAAAGCUUCUGGUAUUAAUUAACAAAACUGACAUAUUUUUGUGUUUUACAGCACAUGGUGGAGUUACUGAAAUGGAGGAAAUGUUACUGAUAUCUCCAAAAGGAGAUGAUGUCGACACAGACUUUGACCAUACACUUGCAGCGGGGCCAUCAAGAGUGAGGAAUCAAUACGGAGCAUUCACGGAAAAGCCAAGACAAUCGACAGACUCCACUAAAGAAUUCAGAUUUAUAGUGCUUGGACAUAAUGAACAUCUUAUGUCUCAAGCAUGCAGCAUCAUCCUUAGGUUAGGACAGGGUGGAGAUACUAAUGUUGGAACAUGUGAGCUUAGGGAUGGCAUUGUUAAUGGACAACCGGUAUCUGUGGUAAAAACUCCAUCCAGCUGGCUAAAAUCAUUCUCCAUUUUCUCCUUCCGCCGUAAACUAAAUUCUAUAAAAAGUGAAAUUGAGUUCUGUCAAUCACUGGUUUUUCCUGGGCCUCAUGCCUUUCUGCUAGUGAUUAAAGAUGUCAAAACUGGUAAAGAGAAAAUACUUUUGCAAGCUCUCAGUGAAGUAUUUGGGAUUAAGGCUUUAGACUUUUGUAUGGUUCUGUUGAUGCAGGAAUUUCAGCGUAAGGAUAUACAAAAUAAUGAUUGUGUUAGGAAGUGUAAAUACAGGAACCUCUUUUUAAGGAACACUGAUCAAGGUGUUGAAAAGCUGUUCCAAAAAACAAAAGAAAUGAUAGAACCUGUAAAAUUUUUCACAUAUCAUUUAGACUGUUUUGAAAAAGCAAAACUUUAUUUUGAUAAGGAAUUUGAAACUGAGAGAAGAGAAUUGUUAAAAAUGAAAAAGAAUGAAACUGAAGAAAUUGAAAAACGGAAUGAGAUGCUUCAAAGAGAAAAUAAUCAACUCAAAGUACAGUUAGACAGUGCCCUAAUGCAGAUACAAGAGCAACUGCAAGCCAUUAAAGAACAACUGAGUGAGAGAGUGAGAGAUUUGAAUACAAGAGAGAAGUUACUGGAGACCAGAGAGAGAGAUCUAUCAGCUCAGAGAUACAUCCAGUCCAGUGGAGACAUCCAAUAUGGGCAUCACAGCAGCACUGCAGUUACUUCCCCUGGUGCAUUUGUAUACAAAUAUGAAAGAGAGGAAGAGACAGAGGACGAUUCAGGAGCCAGUGGAUCACAACUGAUCGCAACCAAAAGGCGGAACAGCAACGAAAUGGGCAAACCCAAUAUGUCUACAAGUGAACACACACCUCUACAGUCUCUCUGAAUUCUGAAGGCUGCAUCUUCAGAAAUCUAGCGACUGAACAUGUAUCAGAACAGGAGAAUGUGCUGAGGUUGUCUUCAGAAUAGCAUACUGUACUACCACACUACUCCUAAUAGUAUAUAUGUAUACUUUACACAGUAUGUGAAUUUUCUGUAUGUAGGGAUUACUUGGACGAGCUACAAAUGCACUUCAUCAUUAAAAAUUAUGUUCAUCAAUGUUCAUCUCCUUCCAUCAUGCUGACAGAUUGCUAUAUACUGAAAGACUCAGUUCUGACGUGUGUGAUUUGAUUCGAUGCUAGCUAC
Sinocyclocheilus anshuiensis is the source of this 1723-nucleotide messenger RNA. Its product is annotated as GTPase IMAP family member 4-like. Lineage: Eukaryota; Metazoa; Chordata; Actinopteri; Cypriniformes; Cyprinidae. The transcript is spliced from 7 exons. The record is from RefSeq and is a predicted model, not a curated record. The coding region runs from base 249 to 1424 and encodes 391 amino acids. Gene Ontology annotation, molecular function: GTP binding.